AACGUCAAUUGAUUUUGCCAGGUUUUAAUUACACUGCUGUUACGGACUUUGUAGAAAAAAACAAAGUAAAUAGUGAACUUUUUGUAAUUGUAAACUUUAUGCAAAGUUCUGUGCUAAAAAUAAAAUAAAAAAUACGGCAAAAGACUACAGGGGAAUCAUAAUCACUGCAGUCAUAACCCACUUGCCACUAAGUGGCACUAUUGCUGAGGAUGUAGGAAACAGAGGGAAGAAAGAAAGAAAAACAAUAGAAAGAAAGGAAAAAGUACUGCAUGACAAAAAUGUAUCCCCACUGCCAGUGUGUGUGUGUGUUGAUUUGAGAGAGUGUUUGACCUGGAACAGCUCUUCCUGAUUCAGUCCAAGCAGCUCCACUCCCCCUCUCCCGGCACAGGACUGCUGCUGUGGAGAUGGGAUGCUGAUCCAGACUGGGAAUAUUUCAUGCCUGGAAUCUUAACUCUGGGUGGAUCACCGCACCGCGAGGCGGCGUGCUGGGGAACACAGGAACUAUCUGAAAGGAGAUUAUUUGGACUAGUUUGGACUUUUUGAAGGUGUUCAUUUUGAUUUUGCAGCAUUCUCCUGAAGCUGGAAUAAUGUCUCUGGGCAGUUGCAGGCAGACUAUGCUUGCAGCAGAGAUCUGCACCCUGAUGGCAAUUCUGGUGGCAGGCACUGCAGGACAGAGCCAGGACGGGAGGGAGGCAGGGUCCUCCUGCUACGGGGGGUUUGACCUUUACUUCGUUUUGGACAAGUCUGGGAGUGUGCAGCACCACUGGAAUGAGAUCUAUUACUUUGUUGAUCACCUGGCUCAUAAAUUCAUAAGCCCUCAGCUGCGGAUGUCCUUCAUUGUAUUUUCUACAGAGGGACGGAUCCUGAUGAAACUAACAGAAGACAGGGAGCAGAUUCGGGCAGGCCUGGAAGAGCUCCGCAUGGUGCAUCCUGGGGGAGACACUUUUAUGCACAAAGGGUUCCAAAGGGCCAGUGAACAAAUCUACUAUGCUGGUGACAGUUUCCGUACAGCCAGUGUCAUCAUUGCCUUGACAGAUGGCGAACUGAGGGAGAAUCAGUUUGAUCUGGCAGAGAGAGAGGCCAGCCGAUCGCGUCAACUGGGCGCCUCAGUCUACUGCGUGGGAGUAAAAGACUUCAAUGAAACCCAGCUUUGGACAAUAGCCGACAGUAAGGACCAUGUCUUCCCUGUGAAUGAUGGCUUUGAGGCACUGCAAGGAGUCAUUGAUUCAAUCCUGAAGAGAUCAUGCAUCGAGAUCUUGGCAGCAGAGCCCUCUAGUAUCUGUGCAGGAGAGUCCUUCCAGGUGGUAGUGAAAGGAAAUGGUUUCUCACAUGCCCGCGAGGUGGGGAAGGUCCUUUGUAGCUUCCGCAUCAACGACACUCUCACUUUGAGUAAGAGGAAGUUAUGGGCAGCUACCCUCCACGUCAGUAUGAACAAUGGCCUGAGUUUCAUAUCUAGUUCUGUCACCAUCACCUCUGUCAGCUGUUCUGACGGGACAUUUUUGGCCAUAGCUCUGCUCAUCCUGCUGCUCCUCCUGAUGCUGGCUCUGCUCUGGUGGUUCUGGCCUCUCUGCUGCACAGUGAUCAUCCAUGAGCCUCCACCUCCGGUACUGGAGGACAGCUCAGACGAGGACGAGGACGGGUAUCCCAAGAAGAGGUGGCCCACUGUGGAUGCCUCAUACUACGGUGGCCGAGGUGUGGGUGGCAUCAAGAGAAUGGAGGUCCGCUGGGGCGACAAAGGUUCGACUGAGGAGGGGGCCAAACUAGAGAAAGCCAAGAAUGCCCGCAUCAAGAUGCCAGAGCAGGAGUUUGACAUGGCACCAACACGCACUCUCAACAACGGCAUGCAUAAACCCAUCAGUCCCCAGAAAUGGUACUCCCCUAUAAAGGGCAAGCUGGAUGCUCUGUGGGUAUUCCUGAGGAAAGGCUAUGAUAGGGUAUCUGUGAUGAGACCCCAUCCUGGAGACAAGGGCAGGUGCAUUAGCUUCACCCGGGUGAAAGCCUACCCUGCUCCUCGUUAUCCAGUCUACAACCAGCCCUCCACAGCCAUCUACAGUCUGCCUCACACCUACAGUCACCCUUCCUCACACAGCACCCUCUCCCACAUGCCCCCCUCUCCCACCUCCACUCUACCCGCUCUGCCGUCCACUCCACCCCCUCCCUCCUGCAUCACCCAUCCCCAUUACACCCCCCCUCCAAACCGAGCUCUACCCCCCACUUCUCUAAGUCCUCCCCCAUCUGUUUCUCCACCCACCCCUCCACCCCUUUGCCCUCCCACCCCUCCCCUCUUUUGCCCUGCCACCCCUCCACCCAUUUGCUCCGCAACAACCCCUUCCCCAACUGGCUCUCUGCCCCCACCCCCUCAGGCCCCACCCCCAUGCAGAGCUCCCCCCCCUUCUCGCCCUCCCCCACAUCCGUCUGACCAAUGCCUGUGAGGAAAGAGAAGAGAAGGGAAAAAGCAAGAACGGUUAGUGCUAUCCGGGGUCCAUGGGACUUCCUUCCCCUUAACCCUUACCAUUUUCAAUUUCAAUGGGGUGACGUCAGAGUUGGACUUCCCAAGGACCCAGAUAGCAAGGACCAUCAAAGAACUGAGCAGCAUGGACCCUGAAGGCCCCUGAAUACUGUGCCUUUCUCUCCUUCUCCACCAAUCGAAACCACUAUCAACAGUUGGACAGGCAGGACAGCAAGCUCAACUCUAGUCAUCAGAAAUGCUUUCUACUUUACUCAGAGUAUCAUAGAGAAGCUGAGCAAUUGAUCUGUGAAACAAAGUUCCAUUAGAUUUUUCAUGGGCUCUAUUCCAACUGACCAGGAUCUUGGGCAUCCUUCCAUAUACUGUAGCUUAGCUAGCUACAGGUAGUGCAAGAUUUUGAGUAUGGCUCACGAAACUAUAGUGAAGAUAAUAUCAAUACUUUACUGCUUUGCAGAAAAAUGCAAUAUUUAGCAGAAGGGAUACACUUACAGUUGAAGUCGGAAGUUUACACACACUUAGGUUGGAGUCAUUAAAACUAGUUUUUCAACCACUCCAGUUAGUUUUGGCAAGUCGGUUAGGAAAUCUACUUGGUGCAUGACACAAGUAAUUUUCCCAACAAUUGUUUACCGACAGAUUAUUUAACUUAUAAUUCACUGUAGCACAAUUCCAGUGGGUCAGAAGUGUACAUACACGAAGUUGACUGUGCCUUUAAACAGCUUGGAAAAUUCCAGAAAAUUAUGUCAUGGCUUUAGAAGCUUCUGAUAGGCUAAUUUACAUCACUUGAGUUAAUUGGAGGUGUACCUGUGGAUGUAUUUCAAGGCCUACCUUCAAACUCAGUGCCAAUUCCCUUGACAUCAUGGGAAAAUCAAAAGAAAUCAGCAAGACCUCAGACAAAGAAUUGUAGACCUCCACAAGUCUGGUUCAUCCUUGGGAGAAAUUUCCAAAUGCCUGAAGGUAGCACGUUCAUCUGUACAAACAAUAGUAGGCAAGUAUAAACACCAUGGGACCACGCAUCCGUCAUAUCGCUCAGGAAGGAGGCGCGUUCUGUCUCCUAGAGAUGAACAUACUUUGGUGCAAAAGGUUCAAAUCAAUCCCAGACCAACAGCAAAGGACCUUGUGAAGAUGCUGGAGGAAACCGGUACAAAAGUAUCUACAUCCACAGUAAAACGAGUUCUAUAUUGACAUAACCUUAAAGGCCGCUCACAGCAAGGAAGAAGCUACUGUUCCAAAACCGCCAUAAAAAAAGCCAGACUACGGUUUGCAACUGCACAUGGGGACAAAGAUCGUACUUUUUGGAGAAAUGUCCUCUGGUAUGAUGAAACAAAAAUAGAACUGUUUGGCCAUAAUGACCAUCGUUAUCUUUGGAGGAAAAAGGGGGAGGCUUGCAAGACGAAGAACACCAUCCCAACCGUGAAGCACGGGGGUGGCAGCAUCAUGUUGUAGGGGUGCUUGGCUGCAGGAGGGACUGGUGCACUUCACAAAAUAGAUGGCGUCAUGAGGAUGGAAUAUUGUGUGGAUAUAUUGAAGCAACAUAUCAAGACAUCAGUCAGGAAGUUAAAGCUUGGUCGCAAAUGGAUCUUCCAAUGGACAAUGACCCCUAACAUACUUCCAAAUUUGUGGCAAAAUGGCUUAAGGACAACAAAGUCAAGGUCUUGGAGUGGCCAUCACAAUGCCCUGACCUCAAUCCUAUAGAACAUGUGAGGGCAGAACUGAAAAAGUGUGUGUUCCGAGCAAGGAGGCCUACAACUGACUCAGUUACACCAGCUCUGUCAGGAGGAAUGGGCCAAAAUUCACCCAACUUAUUGUGGGAAGCUUGUGGAAGGCUACCCAAAACGUUUGACCCCAGACAAUGCUACCAAAUACUAAUUGAACGCCUGACCCACUCUGAAAGUGAUGAAAGAAAUAAAAGCUGCUCUCUUCUAUUAUUCUGACAUUUCACAUUCUUAAAAUGAAGUGGUGAUCCUAACUGACUUAAGACAGGGAAUUUUUACUAGAAUUAAAUGUCAGGAAUUGUGAAACUGAGUUUAAAUGUAUUUGGCUAAGGUGUAUGUAAACUUCCGACUUCCAACUGUACAUAUUUCAUAAGUUAAAAGAUCAAUGGCUCAGAUUUAAACUGAAAUGUGUCUUUUAUGUGUUAUACUAGGUACAUAUUACAUGCUGAUUGAUAAAAAUUGAUUUGUAUUAAUUAAUGACAGACACAUUGGCAAAGAGGAAAACCUCUGACUGGGGAAGAACAGAUGACUUGGUUUACUUGCUAACAGAGAUCAUGCAAAGAGUUUUAAAAGCAAAAAUAAUGGAUUGUGGACUGUGGCAGAGUCCUGUGGACUCUUAAAGGCACAAUAUGGGAUUUCAACAGUCGGACCCUGCUACUUGAGAUGAUGGAUAUUUUUUUUUAAGCUUUACAUUGUUUACAAAAAAAAAAAAGAGUAACACCCUUAGACAUUGGGGUAUGAUAGGGUAAGGCAGAUGUACUAAGCUCAUAAGUCAUUAUUAUAAUUUAUGUAACUAAUUGACAUUAAUGACCAUUAGAAAUCAGCACAUCUGACAGAUUGUGCCUUUAAACUCAGCAUGGCUGACCUACCACUGGGCAACCAGGAACCAGCGAGUGAACAUUGACCUUUUGAUGUGACCUUUGGCUGUUGUUAUAUGGGACAUUUUGAUGGUGUCACUAUUGUGGUGUCGCCAUUCCUCGAGGUACUAGGAAUGAGCAGCUCUGUGAAUCCACCAGGGUCUAAUUCCAUUUCCAAUCCAGAAAUGUGUUUAUUAAGUGUGUGCUUGCUGAGUAUCUUCAACUAAUGUAUAGAAUGUAUUCAAAACCAGUGAGGCCAUUUUUUUCUGUGUAAUAAAAUAUUGCAUUUCAGAACAA
Messenger RNA from Oncorhynchus keta (chum salmon), 5333 nucleotides. Its product is annotated as anthrax toxin receptor 1-like. The record is from RefSeq and is a predicted model, not a curated record. Gene Ontology annotation, molecular function: signaling receptor activity. The coding region runs from base 588 to 2432 and encodes 614 amino acids. NCBI's taxonomy places the organism in Eukaryota, Metazoa, Chordata, Actinopteri, Salmoniformes, Salmonidae. Gene Ontology annotation, cellular component: membrane. The transcript has 17 exons.